This is a messenger RNA of Centruroides sculpturatus (bark scorpion), 1108 nucleotides long. RefSeq lists its product as uncharacterized. The coding region runs from base 35 to 1108 and encodes 357 amino acids. The transcript is spliced from 4 exons. NCBI's taxonomy places the organism in Eukaryota, Metazoa, Arthropoda, Arachnida, Scorpiones, Buthidae. The record is from RefSeq and is a predicted model, not a curated record.
UAGGAGUAACAGUUCAUCAACAAAUCCAAAGCCUAUGCCUUUACACAGAGCUCAUUUUGCAUUUUCCUGUCCUAUACUUCCUAGUCAUACAUCAUUUAUUACAAGGGCAACUCAAACUGAUCCAAUUGAUUCAACUUUCAGCUCAUUUAGGACUUCAAAUGGUGAACAUCUUUUUGAAAAUCUCAGAUCAAACAGUUAUUGUAAAACUUUAAAUAGAACAAAUGCAUUGAACACUGAUAAUAGAACUGUUGGAAAUAGCAUUCCUGAUUACAAAGUGGCCUGUGCUGCUCAAAGUCUUAAAACAUGUCUGCUUGCUGUGCCAAAUGCAAUUUGUUUCCAAGAAAGAAUAGAUUCACCAAUCUCUCCUAGUUUCCCAAGAAACAGAAGUUUUAGUUUUGUAACUGCUAUUAAAAAAGGGAAUCCACAUUUAAUAGAUGCAACAGAUAGUUAUUAUUGUACAAAUGUAGAAGAAAAAUUUUCACAGUCUGCUACAGAUUCUUUAACUAAAGAUAAUGUCCAUUCUGAAGUGCCAAAUAUUUCUUAUUGUAAUUCAUACAGUAAUAUUGGAAAAGAAUAUAGCCCACAAAUAAAACCAUGUCCAAAUGAAGAUAAGGAAUAUAAUAGGCCAUUUAUAAAUAUGAAAAAUAACAUUAAUUCUUCAUCUCAACCAUUACAAACAGUAUUACCUAAUGUGGAGUUAUCUAAAGAAAUAUCUAAAAACGAUAAGAAGAAAAAUGAACAAACAGAAAAAUGUGAAUUACAGUUAACAAUAGGUGGUGAUUCUGUAGAAGAUAAAACAUCAAGAGCUAAAAAUAAAAAAGAUAAUAAUAUAGCUGAAAAAGAUAGAAUAAGUAGAAAUGUAAAAAGAAGAUUUUCUGGAUCAGAUAUAUUGGCAGCAGUUUCCAUCCUCACCCAAUGUACUAAGAAACCAAGAACAGCUGACUGGAAUGAGGUGAAGAGGAUGUUUCAAUAUCUGAAGGGAACAGCUGAUUGGAAGUUGAAAUUGGGUGAGAAGAGCAAUGCUAGAACCACACUAGAAUGCUUUGUCAACUCAGAUUGGGCAGGUGAUAAUACAGAUCAAAAGUCGCAUACAGGGAUAUGUCUUUAA